Messenger RNA from Arachis duranensis, 793 nucleotides. RefSeq names its product photosystem II reaction center PSB28 protein, chloroplastic. The transcript is spliced from 2 exons. NCBI's taxonomy places the organism in Eukaryota, Viridiplantae, Streptophyta, Magnoliopsida, Fabales, Fabaceae. Bases 66 to 605 code for a protein of 179 amino acids. The record is from RefSeq and is a predicted model, not a curated record. Gene Ontology annotation, biological process: photosynthesis. Gene Ontology annotation, cellular component: photosystem II oxygen evolving complex; photosystem II; chloroplast thylakoid membrane.
CACAAUCUUUCACUAUUUAUUUAGACACAAACUACUUCUCUCUCUCUCUCUCUCUCCAAAUUGCAAUGGCAACUCUGCACUCUCUUGCAUUGUCAUCUCCACUCUCCAACUCUCUACACAAUUCACGCUCAAGCACAGCUCCAACUUCAGCUGUUCAUCGAAGCGUGCAUUCGUCAUUCAAUGGCCAAUCCUUAAACUUGCCACGGUUGAGGUUACCUAAGCUAACUACAAGUUCUCCGAUGCGCAUUCCGGUUGUCAUGAUGGUGAAACCUGCAAUACAGUUCAUCCAAGGAACUGAUGAAUUAACAAUACCAGAUGUAAGGCUCACCAAAUCAAGGGAUGGAACAAACGGCAUGGCCAUCUUCAAGUUUGAUCAACCCUCAGUUUUCGAUUCCUCCGGCGAAGUAGGUGACAUCACCGGGCUAUACCUGAUCGACGAGGAAGGGGUCCUUCAGUCGGUCGAUGUGAGUGCUAAAUUUGUCAAUGGAAAGCCUUCUGGAAUCGAAGCGAAGUAUGUAAUGCGGACUCCAAGGGAAUGGGACAGAUUCAUGAGAUUCAUGGAGAGAUACUCUAAUGCAAACGGCUUGCAAUUCAUCAAAAAAUGAGCUAUUGUGCUAACAACUUUUUUCCCAUUCUUAUUCUUUUGCCCUUUUGUCAUGAAGUUUGAUUUUCUGUAAUAAUAUAUAUAGUAUGAUAAAUAUGAGUGAAUGCUGAAUUGGCAUGCAUGUAACUUCUUUUGACCACCAUGUUCUUGUAAAAUUUUGCUUGUCCUGCUGCUUUUUUAUGCUUCCCA